CGCUCACAAUUUCUUUUGCCUUUUGUCAUUUUUCAUAAUACUCAUCAGUUUGAAAGUUGUCGUCUUUAUAAAAAGUCAUUUGAAAAAAAUCUGCAAAAAAAUUAACAAAACUUUCUGAUAAUUGAAAUUCCUGAAUAAUAAUAAACAUGUUUAAGAAAUUCAUUUUUAUCAUCUUGCUUGUCACAUGUUCGCCAUCAGCAUUAUGUGGAUCUUUGAUUGAAGAUGGAGCCUAUUCAGUCUUAGAGAGUGUUUUAGUGGAAUCUGGGAAAUCAAAUUUUGAAGCUUCCUGCAUUGUUAAUGUAAUGAAGUUCAUGGGGACUACAAACGAUGUUACAGCUAUUCAUAACAUUGUUCAACCGGAUAAAAUGUUGGAAAUUUUAAGAACAAAAGGAAAUGCAGCCGAAACAUUCUGUGCUAUCUUUCCAGCCAUUUUUUUUUUACUGCUUCUGAUUCUUUUCUGUGCUUGUUGUUGCACUUGUUGUUGCCGCUGCUGUCGAUCCCCUCCAGCUGUGUCAAGAGUUAUCUUGGGAACCUAUCCAAUAGAAAUGAGAGAAGGAAGAAAAAAUUCUUCUGAUGGAGUUCGUCUCAACCCGUAAAACAAUAAUAUUAAACUAAAUAUUAUACAAUAGACAACCUAAAUAGUUAAUACCUUAUCUCUUUAUGUAUAAUUUUUGAGCCAUAUUAAUUUAGCUACCUAAUUUCUUUUUUCCUUUACGAUUUUGUAUUCAUAUUUUUUGAGAAGAUUUGAAGAUACAUAUUUGCUUCAAAAAUUUUUUCUCGAGACAUGUUGGCUAUCAAUAAAAACGAUUAAAAUCAAAAAGAUAAAUUAUGUUUAAUAAGAUAAUGAAACGCAAGAAUUCACACGUUAGAUAUAACUUUUAAGUUAAAUAAUUUAACGAAUUAUUUGAAAACUUUUUUGCGAUUCGCUUUCAUUACAUUACGGUUUUAAAAUUUCAAUUCACUUGCCGCAUUUUUUUAUUUGUUUGUAAACAAAAAAAAAUGCGGCAAGUAGGU
This is a messenger RNA of Clunio marinus, 1014 nucleotides long. NCBI's taxonomy places the organism in Eukaryota, Metazoa, Arthropoda, Insecta, Diptera, Chironomidae. The record is from the annotation of a GenBank genome assembly.